GAAAUUUAAUGUUUUUUUUUUUAUUUACAAAACAAUCUGCAUGCGUCAAGGGCCACGUCAGAGCUGCGGGGAACAUUCAUGAAUUCACGAUUGUAUGGAAAAGUAAAUUUUAUAUUUAGUUUGCAACUUACAUUCGAUGCAGAAGCCCGCGCGUUUUAGUGUGAUUUUAUGUGCAAGCCAGAUCGACCCCUUAUUUUCUUUUUCAAGAACACUGUGAAAGUUUGUUAUCCCGUGUUUCUGUUCUAACAGGUUUAUACAUUGGAAUUGUUGUUCAUUUGUACGAGUGUGCGUGACAUAUAAGUAAAGCCAAAAUGGCAAGAAAGAAAAGUUUAUGGUGUUACUUCUUCCUUGUUGUAUUGAAGGAGACAUCUGCUUCAGUGGAGUGUAGCUUCAUAGAUGCCCAAGAAAUUAUACUCAUGUGCAUUCCAGUUGGCGUUCCCGACGUUAUUCUGAAAUUGGAAUCCCUCCCACUAAACGGAUAUACUGAGAUGGUUCUGCUCCGUGCGUGCGGAAUAACAGAAUUAGAACACGAUUCGCUGAAGAAAACAUCUCUGAAAUAUAUAGAUUUAUCCGAAAAUAGACUCAAAGAACUGGACAGCGAUUCGCUUCACAACUCACCUUCACUUGCCUAUCUGAACAUCUCUAACAAUCUUUUAUCUAGAUUACCAGUUGAUUUAUUUGUAGGUAACCCCCAUUUGUUAGUUUUAGAUUUAAAAAAUAAUUUCUUAGGCAAUUUAGAUGUAGGCGUCUUCGAUUCGUUAGUUCAACUUCAUACGUUAGAUUUGUCAUGGAAUCUUCUUCUAGGCAAAGAUCUUAGUUCUUUAUUGUUUGUAAAUAAUAAAUAUAUUACAUAUUUAAGCUUUGCGGGCAAUGAUAUGAAUGGUACGCCAGACAGUUUGUUACAGUCUUUGGAGGUCCUUGAAGUAUUGGAUUUAAAUAGUUGUGGUAUAACAGAGGUGGCAAAAUUCGCAACGCAAUCUAAUCUCAAAACAAUCAAAGAACUGAAUUUGUCAUCCAAUAAAAUAAGUAAACUAGUUAACGAGGAAAUAUUCAAGAAUUUACACAAUCUCGAAAUAUUAAACCUAGCGCAUAAUGAACUCGAACAUAUAGACGAAAACGUUGUGGCGCCGUUGAGAAAUUUAAAAGUUUUCAAUCUGAGUCAUAACGAAUUGACAUAUUUAUCCGAUAAUUUAUUUCGAAGAAUGCUAUCUUUAGAAAAUAUUGAUUUGUCGCAUAACUUGAUUUCAAAAGUAGAAGUAGAAAUGUUUUUAAAUAAUCCACUAAAAAUUUUAAACUUAUCUUUUAAUAUGUUUACGUUUUUACCAAAUACCUUUAGUAUGUCUUUAAGAAAACCAAACGCAAAUAUAACAGAAUUCUAUUUCCAUCAGAACCCCUGGCAGUGCGCUUGUCUGAAGGAAAUUUUGUAUGAAGUUGACCAUUUAAAAGUGACUCACAAAACUGACGUUCCUGGCUAUAUGAGACCAAUAUGUGUGACGUCACUUGAGAUGCGUUGCAUUAGGGAUGACAGUGUAAAUGACGUAUUUAGGAAUAUGUACUACAAUAUAUUAGAUGGCAAUAGGAUUUGGAACACGAUAAGGGACAGUAGUAAUAGAUGCCUGAAACCUCGCUUACAUACAGCUCACUUCCGCGCAGUGAGUAAAGAAGUAGGCAGGUAAUUGGGCAGGUACGUAAACAUCGAUACAUUUCACGUUCCUGAGCUUACUGAGUUUGAAUGCAUCACUCCGUAGGUGGUAAAUACAGUAGAAUCUGUACCCCGCCUAUAUUGACCAACCGCUUAUUAUGACGUAAUUAUACAACGAAGUUUGGUUUUCAUUUAAAAUUCUAACAAACUUGGAAUGACUUCUUACUGUGACAUGUCGUAUAAUGUGACUCAUUUUCAAUAAAUUUGUCUGUUUAGAUAAAGGAGAUGUCCGAAAUUAGGCCCAUUUUUAGAACGAUACAGAUAUGAAAAAUUAAUUAAAAGCCUUGUGUAUAUUUUCGUAGAAUCUACUAACUCCACUAGAAUCUUAGCCGAAAUAAUAUUUGCCAACGGAGAAAAUAAGCUGAUUUCAUUAUUUUCACAGCGAUCUAGAUUCGCAAAUGCAAAUAGUAGUGAUAUAGGUUUCCUCUUUGAUGCGUAUUUCGCUGAUUGGCAGUUGUCUUUGCAAACGCCUGCUGUCAAUGUCAAACUCAAUCGAUGAAUGAGAUGCCAUUGAUAUAAAACAUUAAUGUUUUAAUUUUAUUAGAUGUGUCAAGCCAGUCUCAAAUCCUUAGUAGGUAAAUCUGUCGCCUGUCAAUUAGACACAGAUAUUGCAAUGCAUUUUAUGUCAAAGAGAUAAGAAAUUAUUGACCACCUCUUACAAGUAAUUUACAUAACUGCUUAGGCAAAUGUUUUUCUUUGAAUAUUAGCCUCAUCAGUUUUCCUUAAAUUGUCUUAAUUUAUAGACAAUUUUCAGUUAUGUAUCAUUCGUAUAAUUUAGGCCCGAGUUUGUAUUGACACUGGGUCCUUAUGCCAGUAUACAGGAAGAAAUUUUUUCAAGUACGGAUAUUUUUAUAUUUUGUACAUAAACAAAAUUUAAUGAACACGUAUUUUUUCUUUUUUUUUUUAACUCAACAAUAACAAAGUUAUCGUUAGCUAAAGUUUAAACAUUUAAACAGAAUUUGAGGGUCACCCUAUCGCUGUACUAAGUAAUAGCACAGUAACAGGCAACUACAAAAUCAGCUGGUAGGUACUAGGUUAGCGAGCGCCCGCGCCGAGGGCCGUUGACCUUUCUACGUUUAUUUUUGUACCUAUUAUUUUUUAUAAUAAUUAAAGGUCGUCACUUUUGAGUUGAGUAUCGAUUUUCCCUUCAUACUUUAUUGGGCUUAGGACCAUCAAUAAUGCGUAGUAAUAAUAAAAAUUAUAAACUUUCGAUUGGAAUAAUGAAACACAAAUGAUGAUUAUUAUUACGCAAACUUUUGCAUUAAAGGAUGAUUCGACUUAAAUGCGCAAGCGACGGCAGAUUGUCUGUCACUGGUCGCCCAUCGGCAAUUCGGCAGGCGUCCUCAGGGAUUUUUCGAUCCCCUCACCCCUGCCACCCCCGUCAGCCGAAGCCGAAGCGAUAUGACUACUGCCGGUAUUUCUUUGUCGGCGUCUUACAAAGUGCCGCCAGCAGUUGCGCAGUUUGUUUGGGAAUGUGUCCAUUAUUUUGUUAUUUCUGAGACAUAAAUUGAAAAAAAAAAUUACAUAAAAUGUAUCGAACUGUUUGUAGAUUUAUGUUCUAUUAAUGAUACAGAACCACGAAAAAAAAUGUCCGCACUAAAGUCCGAAUCACCCUGUAUAGUGACCGACCCUAAAAGACUGAGCUGAUUUUAUUAGAUACCUAGGUAUACCUAAUAAUUAUUUAUUUACUCACAAAAAGUAAUGAUAGGUAACCUAUCAAAAGAAAAUAAUGUGAAAAUGGAAAGCAUAUACAUAUAUUUUUAUAUUUUUUAUACAAUACAAUCAAAUUCAAAGCAAAUAGGAUACAAAAACUGCUAUAGAGUUAGAUUUCGCAAUUUCUAUGUUCUGUGUUUAUAUUAAACAUUCAAUAUUAAAAAUGUGUCUAUUAUUUUUAAUAAACCUGUAGUUUAAUUAGAAAAUAAUUAUUUUCUUGAGUUUGUUAAGCAUAAAAGUCAAGCGUCUAUAUAAACUUACCACUUUAUUUAUGAUUCAUGGCAUUAUUUUAGCGGAAACUAAUAUUAUAGAAAACAAAAUAAUAAUUGUUUAUAAAGUUAGCGCCAUCUAACGUUGAACGGAGGAACUAUAACGAAGUACCGCAAUACUUUGGAAAAGUGCCACGUUAGUACGCUAGAUGUCUCUUUGCAUAAAGUAUUCAUUCUAUUUGAUUCGAUUUCGAUAUAAUGGGAGAGAAGCACGUCAUCUCCUUCCAGCAUAAUAUGCGUUUAAAGGGGCUGGCGGGGCGGGUAGGCCGUGACUACCCUAGAAUGGACCCUACCCACCCACCCUACCUUCUUAUUCUGGGCUACCGAUAUGGAUUUCUAUUAAGAAACUAAUCAUAGACUUUAUGUCAGGGGCCAGACCCAUCCUAGGAAAUAAUCCUAGAUACGCCAAUACCUCCUAGAUUAUCUAGGAUACUUCCCAGAUGUCAAUAUUAGCCGUUUGGGCUGUAGGGCAUGUUUUAACUAACAUAAAAAAGUUGGGGGGUGGGUUUUUUUUUUUUUACCCUUAUAGGUAAUAUGGGUACCAAGUGAAAGGUUGUAGAAGACCAUUACAAAAAUGUAUAUAUUAUCUUGUACAUAUGUAUUCUGUGAUAUUAUAAUAAAUUAUAACGUACCUAAGUAUAUUUUAUUAUUAAUUACUGUUACUAUAAUAAUUGUAUUUUAUUAAUUAUAAUUACUGUUUUAA
This is a messenger RNA of Bicyclus anynana (squinting bush brown), 4387 nucleotides long. Its product is annotated as protein artichoke. Bases 312 to 1676 code for a protein of 454 amino acids. The record is from RefSeq and is a predicted model, not a curated record. The transcript has 3 exons. Gene Ontology annotation, molecular function: protein binding. NCBI's taxonomy places the organism in Eukaryota, Metazoa, Arthropoda, Insecta, Lepidoptera, Nymphalidae. Gene Ontology annotation, cellular component: plasma membrane.